AUGCUAGGAUCAGUACUAAAAGUCCAUUUGUUUAUUUUGCCUUCUACCUCUCAUCAGGUCUCUUCCAUGGGUGACAGGGGAACAAGCAAUCACUCGGCAAUGACUGACUUCCUCCUUAUAGGCUUCAGGGUCCACCCUAAACUCUGUAUUUUCAUUUUCCUACUAUUUUUGCUCAUAUAUGCCAUGAUCAUUUUGGGGAAUGUUGGGAUGGUGGCCAUCAUUAUCACUGAUCCCCAGCUGAAUACACCAAUGUAUUUCUUCCUAGGCAACCUCUCCUUUAUUGAUCUCUUCUACUCAUCUGUUAUUGCACCCAAAGCUAUGACUAUCUUAUGGUCCGAGAGCAAGUCUAUCUCCUUUGCAGGUUGUGUGGCCCAGCUCUUCCUCUUUGUGCUCUUCGUUGUGACUGAGGGUUUUCUCUUGGCAGCCAUGGCCUAUGAUCGCUUCAUUGCCAUCUGCAACCCACUCCUCUAUUCUGUUCAGAUGUCAAUGCGUCUCUGCACUCAGCUGGUGGCUGGUUCCUAUUUUUGUGGUUGCAUCAGCUCAGUUCUUCAGACCAGCAUAACAUUCACUUUGUCUUUUUGUGCUUCUCGAGCUGUUGACCACUUUUAUUGUGAUACUCGCCCACUACAGAGAUUGUCUUGUUCUGACCUUUAUAUCCAUAAAGUGGCAUCUUUUUUCUUAUCCAGCAUCAUUAUCUUGCCUACUAUCACAGUCAUUAUUGUUUCAUAUGUGUACAUUUUGUCCACAGUUCUAAAUAUUCACUCCACUGAGGGGCGUAAGAAAGCCUUCUCCACCUGCAGCUCUCACCUGGGAGUAGUGAGUGUGUUGUAUGGUGCUGGGUUUUUCGUGUAUCUCACCCCAGACAGGUUUCCUGAACUCAGUAAAGUGGCCUCUGUAUGUUACUCCCUAGUCACACCUAUGCUGAACCCUUUAAUUUAUUCUCUGAGAAAUAAGGAUGUCAAAGAGGCUCUAAAAAAGCUUCUAGAGAAGAAACAUACUAUUUUUUAUUAA
Messenger RNA from Fukomys damarensis (Damara mole-rat), 1011 nucleotides. Its product is annotated as olfactory receptor 9K2-like. The transcript has a single exon. The coding region runs from base 1 to 1011 and encodes 336 amino acids. Gene Ontology annotation, biological process: G protein-coupled receptor signaling pathway. NCBI's taxonomy places the organism in Eukaryota, Metazoa, Chordata, Mammalia, Rodentia, Bathyergidae. Gene Ontology annotation, molecular function: odorant binding; G protein-coupled receptor activity; olfactory receptor activity. Gene Ontology annotation, cellular component: membrane. The record is from RefSeq and is a predicted model, not a curated record.